UAUUAUUAUCCCCAGUUUACAGAGAAAGAAACAAAAGCCGAGAAAGACGUUUAGCCAAGUGGUGGACGUGGAGGAUUCAAAGUCAAGUCGGCCAGAUCUCAAAGGAUAUGGGAUGGGCUGGUCGUACAGAGUGGGAAGAAGGCCCAAGAAAUGUGGCCCAAGUGAAUGAAUGGGGGUGUGUGUGCGAAGAGAAAUGGGUUUGGAGCCUUGGGUUGAAGGAGGGAGGGGGAGAAGGAUGGAGCCCUUAAAACUGGAGCCACUCAACAAAUAUUUAUUGGGCGCCCCCGAUGCCCCAAGCACUGUCCCAGAGCACGGUGCAUGUGGUGUUGAACAAGACCGAGGCUCUGCCUCAAGAGGCUUACAUUCUAGUGGGAGGAACAGAAAGUGAACAAGCAGACACACGAACAAGGUCAUUUCACACGGUGGUAAGUGUCGGGAUGAAAAUAAAAGCGUGGCAGGGAGGAGACAAGUUUUGUGGGUCUGGAGGGGUGCAUGGAGAAGGGGACUGGAGGCGUGACCACCCCUUCCUCCCUGGGGGGACUGCCUACCCGCCUGCCCGCCCCCACAGACGCUCAUGGUUCAGCGCCCCCCAGGCCCCCGCCUGCCCCAGCAUCCCCCGCGCGGCCAAGCUGGGUGCCCCGGGGAGUCGGGCCGCCAUGCCACCUCCUCUCCUUCUCUUCUUCCUCCUCUUCCUCACACCCGAGGGAGUCAGGCCCCAGGAACCACAGCUGGUGGAGGCUAAAGAGGGAGGCCAAGCUGAGCUGCCAUGCCUCAAAGGUUCCUCAGAUGGUCUUCCUCUGCAGCAGGCCCUGUUUCAGGGGUCUCGGUCAGAGCUGGGCCACAGGUCCCAAGGCCUGGGCAUCCAGAAGGGGUCCCUUGGCGUCCAGCUGUUCGUCUUCAACGUCUCUGACCAGAUGGGGGGCUUCUACCUGUGCCAGCUAGGGCCCCCUUCCGAGCAGGCGUGGCAGUCUGGCUGGACAGUCAGCGUGGAAGGCAGUGGGGAGCUGUUCCGGUGGAAUGCUUCGGCCCUAAAUGACUCAGGCUGUGGGCUGGGGAACAGGUCCUCAGAGGGCCCCAAGCCCUCUUCUGGUUACCCCACAAGCUCCCAGGUGUAUGUGUGGGCCAAAGACCACCCUGAGAUCUGGGAGAUAGACCCUGAAUGUGCCCUGCCCAGGGGCAGUCUGAAGCAGAGCCUCAACCAAGACCUCACCGUAGCCCCUGGCUCCACAUUCUGGCUGCCCUGUGAGGUGCCCCCUGCCUCCGUGGCCAGAGGCCCCAUCUCCUGGACCCACGUGCGCCCUAAGAAGCAUAACAUCUCCUUGCUGAGCUUAAACCUGAGGGAGGAUGACCCAGGCAGAGAGAUGUGGGUCCUGGGCACCCUCAGGGGAGGGGCUGUUCUGUUGCUGCCCCAGGCCACAGUUCGAGAUGCUGGCAUCUAUCAUUGUUAUCAUGGCAACAUGACCAUCAAGAUGGAGCUGAAGGUCACUGCCCAGUCAGCAGUAAGGAAUUGGCUGCUAGAUACUGGUGGCUGGAAAGUCCCUGUUGUGCCAUUACUUUAUCUGAUCUUCUGCCUGGGUUCCCUGGUGAGCUUUCUUCAUCUUCGAAGAGCCCUGAUCCUCAGGAGGAAAAGAAAGCGAAUGACAGAUCCCACCAGAAGGUUCUUCAAAGUGACGCCUCCCCCGGGAAGCGGGGCCCAGAAUCAGUAUGGGAACGUGCUCUCCCUUCCCACGCCCUCCUCUGGCACCGGACGCGCCCUGAGGUGGGCUGCAGGCCUGGGGGCCGCCGUGCAGUCUUACGGAAGCCCGCGCAGCGACGGCCCGGAGCCCGGAGCCGCGGGGUCCCGGAGCCCGCCGCCGGCAGGCCCAGAAGAAGAGGAGGGGGAGGCCUAUGAGGAGCCAGACAGUGAGGAGGGCUCCGAGUUCUACGAGAACGACUCCAACCGUGGGCAGGACCAACUCUCCCAGGAUGGCAGCGGCUAUGAGAACCCUGAGAAUGGGGCCUUGGGUCCUGAGGAUGAAGACUCCUUCUCCAGCGCAGCCGAGUCUUACGAGAAUGAGGAUGAAGACCUGGCCCAGCCAGUCACCAGGACAGUAGACUUCCUGAGCCCCCAUGGGUCAGCCUGGGACCCCAGCAGGGAAGCAACCUCUCUUGGCUCCCAGUCGUACGAGGAUAUGAGAGGGAUCCUGUAUGCAGCCCCCCAGCUCCGCUCCAUUCGGGCCCAGCCUGGUCCCAACCAUGAGGAAGAUGCAGACUCCUAUGAGAACAUGGACAUGGAUAAUCCCAAUGGGCCAGAACCAGCAUGGGGAGGAGGAGGCCACAUGGGCACCUGGAGCACUAGAUGAUUCCCUUCACCCUGGGCCUCCUUAGGCCCCUGAGAUCCAUACCUGAUUCUGAAAUCUGGGACCCUGAGCAGACAGCAUCAACCUCUGGAGCAACGUUGCCUUGGAUGUGUGUGUGUGUGUGUGUGUGUGUGUGUGUGUGUGUGUGUGUGUACACCAAUGAAACUUUGGCUUCCCUUGCACUCCCCCAAUAAACUCAAUGACUUCUUCCGAUCCUUGGAUGUAAAUGCCCUUAUAUGGGAGGGUGCCCUUGUAUGGGAGGGGAAGGGAAGGUGAGGAUGCAUGUUCUCCACCCCUCUCUUGAAUCCGGCAGAAGAGGGAGAGCUGAAUCUUGGGUACAAAGGAGGGGCCUUUUCCCUCCAGUGGCUUUGCCUGCCCCUGUCUCCCUCACUUGCCUGCCAUGGCCACCGUCCAGUUGUUCAGUGAUCGUUGCUUCAGCGGCGGUGGGGGCCCAGGGAAGAGGAAGCUGGACAGGAAUGCAUGGUCAUCACCAGCCUUUACUAAGCAUCUCCUCUGUUCCCACGCCAGUCAACCCAUUUCAUUUCUACAAUAACCUCACAAGGUCAUCAAGCACUUAGGUGCCAGGAUUGUAUCUUAAGUAUUUAUGUCUGUUUUAUGUAUAUAGUAUAUAUAUAUAUAUAUAUAUAUAUAUAUAUUUAUACACACAGGUUUAUGUAUAUUAGCUCAUUUUAUUUUCAUAAUCAACCCUAUUUCAGAGGUGAGAAUCUGAGACAGAGAAGCUAAGGAACAUGCCCAACCUUGCCUAGCUGGGGUCAGCGCUCGAACUCUGACGGUCUAAUUCCAGAGCCUAUACUCAGUCUUGACACUCUCCCUUUCUGGUUGCAAUUUUGUAGAUGGGAAACUGAAUGUCAGAGAGGCAAGUGACAGGUCCAAGGUCACAUGACUGGUGCUUCACAGCACUAGAUAUGAACCCAGAAAUCUGGCUGCAGUUCUAGCCAGUGUGCCUACUCUCUGAUAAACUACUACUUCUUCUUCUUCUUCUUUUUU
Zalophus californianus (California sea lion) is the source of this 3347-nucleotide messenger RNA. It is a transcript of the gene CD19, whose product is annotated as CD19 molecule. Gene Ontology annotation, cellular component: external side of plasma membrane. Bases 288 to 2342 code for a protein of 684 amino acids. The transcript has 15 exons. Gene Ontology annotation, biological process: B cell receptor signaling pathway; regulation of B cell activation; B cell proliferation involved in immune response. The record is from RefSeq and is a predicted model, not a curated record. NCBI's taxonomy places the organism in Eukaryota, Metazoa, Chordata, Mammalia, Carnivora, Otariidae.